This is a messenger RNA of Scleropages formosus (Asian bonytongue), 3149 nucleotides long. RefSeq names its product tumor necrosis factor receptor superfamily, member 21 (gene tnfrsf21). Gene Ontology annotation, biological process: neuron apoptotic process; humoral immune response; signal transduction. Gene Ontology annotation, molecular function: protein binding. The transcript has 6 exons. The record is from RefSeq and is a predicted model, not a curated record. The coding region runs from base 343 to 2274 and encodes 643 amino acids. NCBI's taxonomy places the organism in Eukaryota, Metazoa, Chordata, Actinopteri, Osteoglossiformes, Osteoglossidae. Gene Ontology annotation, cellular component: plasma membrane.
UCUCCCUCUGCCGCGGCCCCACCCACCCGACUGCGCAGCUCUGCAGGCGGAUCAACCUGCGCGAAGCGGAGCGGGAGCCGCGCUCUUCGGCGGAGCAUCGCGAUGGGAGUCGGAGCUCUCGCCCCAGAGGAGCCCCGCAGCGCUCAUCAUCGUCCCCAUCAUCAGCAGAGAGCUGCGGCAUCUUCUCUCCCCGCUCACCCCUGUAACCAGCACUGUGACUGUGUCAACCAGCAGCCGUCCAGUGAACCAGUGGGAUGAUGAGGACGUCCUGCGGAUGCUGGGAGAAGAAGAUGCGCCUCCAGCUCUGAUCCCAAGGCUUUGGGAUUUUCUCUUGUCUGGGAGAUGUUUGUGAGAGUGACAGUGACAGUGACAGUGACAAUGACAGCCUCCUCUCUUCACGCGUUUCUCGCGCUGCUGCUCACCCACCUGGGUGACAUCUCUGCCCAGGCCCUGGGUCCCAGCUCUGCCACGGACGCCCUGUCUGCGCGCCACUACCAGCACACAGACCCCGGCACGGGAGCGGUGCUACUGUGCGACAAGUGUCCCGCGGGCACCUACGUGUCCAAGCACUGCACGGAGAGCGCCGUGCGGGAGUGCGAGAGUUGUCCGGAGGGCACGUUCACGCGUGGGGAGAACGGCGUCCAGCAGUGCCACCGCUGCCGGAAGCCAUGUCAGCCGCCCCUCGUCGAGAAGUCGCCCUGCACCGGCGCCUCGGACCGCGCGUGCGUGUGCCCGCCCGGGACGUUCGCUAACGGAGCCACGUGUCGGUCGCACACUGCAUGCGGCAAGGGCUGGGGCGUGCGCAAGAAGGGCAGCGAGGCCGAGGAUGUCAAGUGCAAGCCUUGCCCGACGGGCACUUUCUCGGACGUGUCCUCCAGCGUGCUCAAAUGCAGGACUCACACAAACUGCACGGCCCUCGGCCUGCCCACCCUCGCCGAGGGCACCAGGGAGUCGGACGGCACGUGUGGCCCCCCGAGCGCGAACGCCUUGGCCCUGAUGUCGGCCCCUCUCUCGCCGGCGCAGCCGAUAACCCUCGGGGCGGCCUCGGAGAUCGUGGUACACAAAGGUCUAGGUACCAUCAACGUUACAACAGAUGCUGUGCACUGGGACCCACCACCACCCAGUAGUAGAAAAGCGCCACUGGACAACACAGUCACAGAAGUGGCAGUUGAAACGGAAGCCUACAACCUGGGGGUUCCACCCACCGAGGCUUCUCGUAACCAGCAGGGCUCCUCCCAGGACCAGCGAGGCCACCAGCCGGCCACAAAGCGCGCAAUGGACUCCCGGGUACCCAGCAUCGGUUCCUGGCCCAUCCGUCGGGGGUCUCCUCGGCCCGGCAGCGCUCACAGUCACUUUGACAUCAACGAGCACCUUCCCUGGAUGGUGGUCCUGCUCCUGCUGCUCACGCUGAUCACGGUGGUGGUGUGUAGCAUGAAGCGGAGCUCACGAGCACUCAAGAAAGGCCCUCCCCAGGACCCCAGCAGCAUUAUGGAGAAAGCCAUCCAGAAGAAACCUGCCAGUCCUGCCCAGGUGAAGGAGAAGUGGAUCUACCACUCCAACGGUCAGGGUGUGGACAUCCUGAAACUGGUGUCCUCCCAGAUCGGCAGCCAGUGGGUGGACAUAUACCGGUCCCUGGCCAAUGCCACGGAGCGCGAGGUGGCCGCCUUCUCCAGCGGCUAUUCGGCCGACUGCGACCGAGCUUAUGCUGCUCUGCAACACUGGACGGUGCGUGACGCAGACGCCAACCUGGCCAAGCUCAUCAAUGCCCUGCACCGGGAGCGGCGCAUCGAUGUGGUCGAGAAGAUCCGUUGCGUCAUGGACAAUCCUCAGUUCGACCUGAACCAGCUGAUGACCCCCCCAGACAUGACGCAAUGCCUCAGCCCUACCCACAAGGCCCCAGAAUGCCCCGUCGUAGCGGUGGAGCAGUCCCCGGUGGACAGGAGCAAGGGGUUCUUUGGUGAUGAGUCUGAGCCGCUACUGCGCUGUGACUCCACCUCCAGCAAGGACUCCGCCCUCAGCAGGACGGGCUCUUUCAUUACCAAAGAGAAGAAGGACACGGUGCUGCGGCAGGUACGGUUGGACCCCUGCGACUUGCAGCCCAUCUUUGACGACAUGCUGCACAUCUUGAACCCGGAGGAGCUGCACGUGAUCGAGGAGAUCCCCAUGGCUGAGGACAAGCUGGACCGGCUCUUUGAGAUCGCUGGCGUUAAGAGUCAAGAGGCAAGCCAGACUCUGCUGGACUCAGUCUACGGCCACCUGCCGGACCUCCUAUAGUCAAAGGAUCUCAUGGGCUGAUUCCAGACCACUGGACCCUCACACAGGGGUAGAAAAAAAGGGACAUCUUGGGACACUAGUCCCACCACUGCACAUUGCACCGUUGCUUGCACCCAGGCCAAUAUAGUAUCGGAAGUGCAUCCUCUUUUAUUGCUCAGCUUUGACUUGCUGUAUUCAAAAUGGAUACAGUCCCUGUAACACAAACACACACUUGCAAUGUCUCAGAGUGAUCAUAGGCUGUGUAACAUAGUUUAAGCACUAAUUUUUCUAAUAAAAAUCUAUAUUAAACUUGCACCGUUUUGACAAAAUGUGCUCCACUUGCCUGCAUUUCUUUUAGGUGCUCUUUACUAACAGUUUUCUAUUAAUUAUUACUCUUCUUAUUAUUACUACAUUGGGUUGUUGUCCAUGUAGCUUUUUCAUGGUUUUCCAGCAUCAGUGUUUUUAGAGAAUUUUCUUUGGCAUUGAGAAGUACCCAUGCGCUUGGUAUGCGAUAAUCAUAUGUAACAUGAGAUUGCAUUCUACAUAUUUCUACUUGAAUUUUUUUUCCAUCUGACUUUCGGGAAGCGUCAUUAACCAAAAGCACGAAGAAGACAGGAGCGUAUACAUGCAAAAACAAAACAAAGACAAUUUUCCUGCAGGCUUCGGUGUGCGAAAGUGCGAGUGCAGGUCGGACCCGGGCCUCGCUCCGCCUGUCAUAUCGAGCCCCUUUGGUGCUACACGCGAAACACACGGAGUGUGGCUGUGGACUCUGACACGUCCGACUGCUGUUCUCACUGUGACCUAUGACUGAAAAACUCACUCCGGAGAGAACGUAAAGCUCACUUUGAACCAUGUACUCUGGUUGAUGUUUUAAUACUUAUCACUUGUAACCAAUA